AUGGUUGAUUACACUGACGAUCCUAUAUCCGUGUCUAGGAUUGCUAAGGUCAGGGUUUAUGCCUCUCGUAAGGUUCGUGAGAGGCGGUAUGAGAAGUCAAUCGAGUCUGGUUUGGGUUUGGGUCCUGGACACUCUGCUCACCAUGCUUUGGAACGCAUGGACAACAGUCCAGCCCCUCGCGGAACCGCAUAA
Perkinsus marinus ATCC 50983 is the source of this 192-nucleotide messenger RNA. RefSeq lists its product as hypothetical. Lineage: Eukaryota; Perkinsozoa; Perkinsida; Perkinsidae. The record is from RefSeq and is a predicted model, not a curated record. The transcript has a single exon. Bases 1 to 192 code for a protein of 63 amino acids.